UGCUAUCAUCAUUUCAUAGUCGGAUAAGUUUUCGAUAACUAGAGGAGCAUGCCCACUACCAGCUAACCUAAAAAUUAUGUAAUUGGAGUAAAGUCACACUAGUCACUUACCAACCUUUUCAACUGCUCUUGUGCCUUUUUCCGAGCCUUCUUUUUACUCUUAUUAGUGGGGUCGACUUGGUUCAUUAACCAUUUUAUACUAAUGAAUGUUACAGCCGAAACCAAGGUUAACCUCACAACUAAACUUAUGAUUUCAUUACGGGUAAAAGCAGCAUCGGCCAUUGCAAUUUAUCGCCGAAAUUUCAAUUACACAACGUUUGAUGAUUUUAAACCCGGGGCAUCCCACUAUUACGAAGAAAUGUAAAAGUUAGUGUCACUUGUCAACUGUCAUGUGUGGGGGUUGGCAUAACUUUGUCACUAAAACUGGCGCAAGAUUUGAAUUUUUAAAAUGAAUUCUAUAGCCAACAGUGCGCAUCCGCACAUUUUUCAGCUUCAUGUUUUCAGAAACGACGCUUCAGCAGUAUAGCGUCCGCUUUCAAACUGCCUCCGGUAACGUAUUCCACAAUUUUGCGCUUCAAUUAAAAUACAUGGAUCUUGCAACCAACUCAUCAACUCUUAACGUUACAGCGCAUGACUCUUUCCAGAUAUCGGACAACACAAUAACUUUCAUAAUCGGCUUUAGCAUCCUUAUUUUAUUCGUGAUUUUGGGGAUGUUGGCAAGCGCUUUCUUAUGUAUCACUCUCAAAAAAGACCCUUACUUGUGGGAGGCCGAGAGAGAUCGUCAGCUCCAAGACCAAAACGAACCCGAAGGAGGGACCAACUGCAAACAAAGGGACAAAUUGACAAUGAUGGAUGAAGUCACACAAAUUUGAUUACGUUAUAAUUUUUGAUUAAAACAAAUUUUUGUUCCA
Tribolium madens (black flour beetle) is the source of this 910-nucleotide messenger RNA. RefSeq lists its product as uncharacterized. The record is from RefSeq and is a predicted model, not a curated record. Lineage: Eukaryota; Metazoa; Arthropoda; Insecta; Coleoptera; Tenebrionidae. The transcript has 2 exons. The coding region runs from base 494 to 871 and encodes 125 amino acids.